AUGAAUAGCUACUCCGCUGCUGUGGUGAUAGACAAUGGGUCUGAGGUGCUGAAGGCAGGCUUGGCCGGGAACAGGGAGCCCCAGUUCGUUUAUGCCAACAUAGCAGGCCGGGUGAAGGGCAAACUGGGGGGCUCUGAAAACUCACAGAGGGAUCUGUUUGUGGGUGAGGAAGCCCAGGCCAGGAGAGGCUCUCUCUCUAUCAGCUAUCCGGUGGAACGGGGCGUUGUCACCUCCUGGGCAGACAUGGAAGCCAUGUGGAGGAAUGUUUAUGAACAUAACUUGAAAAUGAAGGCCUAUGAGAGUCCCGUGAUGCUCACAGAGCCAGCACUCAACCCCCUGACUAACAGGCAAAGGAUGACCGAGUUAUUCUUUGAGAGUUUUGAGGUGCCAGCUCUUUUUGUCUCUAUCCAGUCUGUCCUGGCCCUCUUUGCCUCGGGCUAUACAACAGGGUUUGUGCUGGAUUCAGGUGCUGGUAUAUCCCAGUGUGUGCCCGUCUUUGAAGGUUACUGCCUACCUCAUGGUGUCCUUCGGCUGGACCUGGCUGGACGAGAUCUCACCGAGUACCUUAUUAAACUCCUCCAGGAUCACAAUAUCUUGCUGCUUAGCCCAUCGGACAAAAAGAUUGUCAAUCACAUCAAAGAGAACCACUGUUAUGUAGCUGCCAACUUUGAAGAGGAACUGACCAAGAAUCCUGCCAUGUUGGAGAAAACUUACAAAUUGCCUGAUGGAAAGACCAUCAAACUCCAUGAUGAGAUGUUCAGAUGCCCGGAGAGCCUUUUUCUUCCAGGGCACCUGAAUUUGGAGGCUCCUGGCAUUGACAAGCUCUGUUUCAAUAGUAUAAUGAAAUGUGACACAGAUUUAAGGAAUGCCUUCUUCUCCAAUAUUGUCCUUGCUGGGGGAUCGACCUGCUUCCCCGGUUUAGAUAAGAGGCUAGUAAAAGAGCUGGCCCUCAUGGUGCCUGCCAACACUCCUGUGAGGGUUUCUGCCCCACCAGACAGGAAAAUAUCUGUGUGGAUGGGAGGUUCCAUCCUUGCCUCCCUUUCUGCCUUUCAGGAUAUGUGGAUCACUGCUACAGAAUUUAAAGAGGUCGGACCCAACAUAGUACAUCAGCGAUGCUUCUGA
Molecule: messenger RNA, 1122 nt
Organism: Vombatus ursinus (common wombat)
Lineage: Eukaryota; Metazoa; Chordata; Mammalia; Diprotodontia; Vombatidae
Gene: ACTRT3
Product: actin related protein T3
Exons: 2
Coding region: 1-1122 (373 amino acids)
Source: RefSeq, a predicted model, not a curated record